Mytilus trossulus (common blue mussel) is the source of this 3686-nucleotide messenger RNA. RefSeq lists its product as uncharacterized. The transcript has 12 exons. The coding region runs from base 71 to 2452 and encodes 793 amino acids. The record is from RefSeq and is a predicted model, not a curated record. Lineage: Eukaryota; Metazoa; Mollusca; Bivalvia; Mytilida; Mytilidae.
AGGAACAAUUGAUGAGCCAUCACUGACGUUAUUAAAUAUUAACUUUCAAGAUAAUGGCAAAUAUGUGUGUAUGGGAACAAAUUUUCUUGGGACUGGAAGUAAUGUCACUACCCUAACGGUCACUGGAGGUGUUCCUUACGUAUAUGUAUCAUCAACUGUAUAUCAUGUGUCAAUCGCCGAUAACAUAACAUUGAACUGUAAUGCGUCAGGUUCCCCAGAUGUUAUCACCAUUGCAUGGGGAAGAAACACAACAGGGUUGUCAAAUCAAUUGUACAGCGGAGGAACAUUGUCUCAAAACUCACUGACAUUGUACAACCUUGAAGCAAUUGAUGGUGGUUGGUAUGUGUGUACGGCGACAAAUGUUGUUGGUACAGGAAAAAGUUAUCCCAUUUAUCUGAAUGUCACAGGAGAAGAAAUCUGUGCAUCUAGUGUGUUUCCCAUGAUCAGUAACGGUGAUGUGACAUGUAGCGACAAUUCAUUUCUAUUGUGCACUGUUUCAUGUGAUGGUGGAUAUGUGACAAGAGAUGGAAAUUUAACAGUGAACUUCCGGUGUGAAAAUAAUGUGUGGAGUCCAUCCCUUCCACCAAAAGGCUGUUUAGCAUAUUUUUUACCCCAUACAGAGUAUAGACUUCAAGUGAGGUACAAUUUGAGUGCUAUUGCGAAAUAUUGCCUAACAAGUCACGAGCAAAUCUUGGAAAACUUAAAAUCUGCUUUUGGGCAAGAGGCUACGAAUGUUUGUCACAACAGUAUCUUUAAAACUGGUAUUGUAUUGGAGAUAGCUGACAUGCAAUCACAAACAUCUGGAUUUACAAUAGAUACUAUUUUCACAGUUCGAACACAGUUUAAUACCGUUGGUAAAACUGACAGAGAUUUAUGCAGAAUUCUGCUUGAAAAUAGAGUUACAGCACUGUCAUUGUUUACAUAUACUAGUACACUUAACUGCGGCUCUGCUACCAGUUCUGUAGGUCAGAGAUCCGGUUCCUUGUUGUCAUCAAUGGAUAUAUGUUCUAAUGGUACGACAUAUGUUUCCACAAAUCAAGAAAUUUACUGCGUUUCUGAUGUUCCAAGCGUUGUUAUUCUAAAACCAUCUUACAUCGUUGAAAAUGAAGAUUCAUUUACGAUAGAAUGUAUCGUUGAAUCAACUAUUAAAAUAAAUAAUGUUUACUGGAUACACAAUUCAUCAGUAGAAAUAAAAACCAUAUAUGGAAAUAGUACUGAUGACAGGUAUAGCGGAAGUUCGCUUUUAGUCCCAUCUUUGACUAUUACGUAUGCAGAAUUUGCAGAUGAGGGACAAUAUACAUGCGUGGCUGUGAAUGAUAUUGGUCCUGGUUCAAGUGCUGCAGUCUUUGUAGAUAUUGUUGAAAAAAUAAGAGAUUUACCCUUGAUAACUAGUACCAGUACAAGCGUUCUGCAACACACAGCAGGGGAUAUUGUAACAUUGGCAUGUCCUGUAACUGAUAAAAGCUAUGCAACAAUUGUUUAUUGGCAGUUUAUUAGGACGGGACAGUUAGAGAUUUUGCAACCAUUUAGCUAUACAGACCGGUAUAGCGGAAGCACAGCCAAUUCACCAUCAUUGACAAUCCGCGAUGCGGCAGUAGAUGACAGUGGCAGUUAUACAUGCUUUGCUGUAAAUAUUCUUGGUGUUGGAAGAGGCCGCUCAAUAGAACUUGUUGUUAAAGAAUUAGGUUUUCCUGGUGAGCCGGGAACAGGCCAGUCAACAAGUGAAACUAGUAUUCUGUCUUGUGUAAAAACAUUUAGCUUUUUGAUAAUGUUUGCAUGUAUUGGUAUAGGGGUGUUAACCGCCUGUUCCAUCCUUAUAUGCACCUUUGUACCAGACAGAAUGAGCUCUUUUAUUGGUAACGUCAGACAGUGGAAAAUCUCAGAGAAAAUUUUCAUCAUAGUCAUAGAGAUCUUCCUGUCAGUUGUAACAUCAUGUGCCCUUGCUGGAAUAGUGACUGUUGCAAAUUGUGCAGAUGACGUCACAGGUGCUACAGUUGGCUUAACAGGGGUGGCGCUUAUUCCUGGCAUAGUUCUGUCUGCCUUAUAUCUAGCGUUUUGUUGUUAUAUACAAACAAAAAGAAUCAAUAAAAUUGGCACCAAAAGUAAUUCUGGUGGCUUGAUUGCAAGCACUAGUCCAGUUCCAGAAGAACAUUUUCAAGUUAAGUCAUGGCGCCCUUACGAGACCGCUGAUCAGCCAGUGAUUGAACCAGAUGACGAAGAGGUCGGUAAAACGUUAUAUCACGGGGAAGAACUGAAUAUGUAUGCUUCAACAUUCAAAAGUGUGCCUCUGAUUUCUAAGCCAUCUGGAAGUGGUACACCCGGCAGACAGGCGUUACCACCUAUAGGGUAUACAGAAUAUGCUGAGGUGAAGAAGAAAAGACGGAGAAGGAGGAAAAAGAGACCAAAGAAAGAAUCAUUCGAUGCUAUGGACGAUUCGCAUGAUGAAUUUUGAAAAUAUAUAUCGAAGUCUUGAAUAUUAGCGACUAUCAAAACUCUAAUUAUGACAUAAAAUGGAGCUACAUUUUGUAUUAGUACUAGUAUUGAAAGUAUUUUCAUGACUUCCUGAUGUGCUAGGACAAUCUAUUUAAUUGACAUCAAAUAAUGGAACCGAUAAUUUUUAAGAAUCUUAAAAAACAACACUGGAAUUCCAUCAAAAUGUGUGUCCAUAUUUGAGAUGUGUUUACUGUUAUUUGUAUUAAUUGAUGUUAAUGUAUAUGUAUUUAACAAGCCAGGGUAAGAUUUUAUGUAUUUUUUUUGACAACCCUUUCUUGUAGGGCGGUAAAUUUCAAAUUUUCGAAAGUAUGCUUAAAUUUGUUCCAUUCUCCCACUUGUUCAACACCUUACAAAAUCAGAAAAUCGUAUCCAAGGCAUGUAAGUUAGACCUUUGCAAUGGUUUAUAAAUUAUACUUUAUAUUUUGUCAAUUUUCUUUUUACCUAUUUCCUCCUUACUUGUAUAUAGUGACAUCAAAAACAUUUGAUCAAUUAUCAUCCUCAAUGUUUCCUCACUAAAAUAUUUAAGAAAAGUUUGACGAUAUAUAUAGCAAAUCACACGAGUUGAAUGACAUAUAAUGGCAAGCCUUUUGCGUCAUUCGUAUUCCUUUAAAUAGGUGACAUAUAUUUUGUUUUUUGAUUUCCAUUACACUAUUUAUAUACUAGUAUAUAUACUUAACUUCAGAUUGUGGUCUACAAAGAUUUUCUGUCUUUUCUAAUGAUGGAUGAUAAGGGAACGAUUGCAACAUCGAUCGGAGUUAUGUUGUUUUAGUGUAUGCCCUUUAUUUCUCACUAAUCAAUGUUCUACUAUUAGAACUUUAUAGAGUGUAUUGUUCCUAAUGGCUAUACCAUGGCGCACAAUUUAGUGACGCCAUUUGUAGAUCAAUGACUGGUCCAUGAGAAAAUUAUGUUAUUAUUUAUAUCUUACAAAUGUUUAUCAAACUAUUGUUUGGGUUAACAUCAGUUAGAAAUGUAUAAUUCAAAUCUGUCGCACAUUUUUCACACUUUCGAACAUCACUUUUGAAGUGGCAUUUUAAAACGAUAAAUUUCGUCCGUCCAUUUAAUUAGAUUACUUUUGUUUUAUUCCGUCCAUGUGAUAAUUUCUUGUUGAUAUUUUAUAUGUAUUUAUAUAAUUUUUCAGAUAUUAACAUUUGUAGUUUUAUUCAGGUGUUGUGAUUAUUAAAACAUUUUAUAAU